Molecule: messenger RNA, 927 nt
Organism: Phaeodactylum tricornutum CCAP 1055/1
Lineage: Eukaryota; Bacillariophyta; Bacillariophyceae; Surirellales; Neidiaceae
Exons: 3
Coding region: 1-927 (308 amino acids)
Source: RefSeq, a predicted model, not a curated record
AUGGACCCGCUUGAGCAUGUCCUUGUUAACCUUUUGGGUGCCACGUUAUUGGACUUGCCCUAUUGUUGUUUCUUUGCGGAGUACGGAAUUACUCAGGCUACAUUGGUCCCUGUUGCAUCAGCUGCCCCGGCUACAUCUGUUGUUGCCUCUGUUGCUAGGAGUACUCUGGAAAAGAGUUCUGCUGCAAAGUUUCGAAAAACCAUUAAGAAUCACUCUGUUGCAUACCCUUUGUUCAAUGAAGACCAUCUCUGGGUGACUUGGAGUACAAAUAUUUGUAUCAAGCUCCGCAUUCAUGGUGUCCAGCUUGUUCUUGAUCAUGAUUAUGUUCCUCAGACUGAUGAGGAAGUGGAGACCUUUUUGGAGAUGCAAAAUUUUGUCUUUGGUAUAUUCAGUGAUACCCUGUUGACCUCUCAUGCACGCGGUAUUCUACACAUUGAUGACUUGGAUGCUCAAGCUGAUAUUAAUGCGCAAAUUAUGGCUAUGUCUAUUGAGACAAAGUUGACCCUGUACUCACUUGCAACUUCAAGAGCCAAAACCUGUGUUGCUUUUCUCACAACUUGGUGUAACGUCAUCUAUGACUUGGAGCACAUUACUGACUUUCAACUCCCUGAUCAUCAGAAAAUUGUCUGUCUUAAGUCUGCUGUCCGUUUGCAUCCGCAAUUGAAAUUGUUCCUUGGCAAUGUCCAGCUUUACUCUUGUACCCAUGUGGGGAAGAGUGCCAAUGAUUCUGACUUUGAAUAUAUUUAUGAUCUGAUGCUUGAGCAUGCCACUGAUAUUGACCAUACUGAUCUGGAAGAUGGUAAGACUCCUGAAUCUCAGGGCACUGUGGCUUUGAAUGACUGGGAUGCCCCCUCUGUUGAUGAGGAGGAUGCCCUCUCUGCUGAUGAAAAGGUGUCAUUCCUACUGUGGAUUCACUCAAUGCCUUGA